Hemibagrus wyckioides is the source of this 1826-nucleotide messenger RNA. RefSeq names its product interleukin 12Ba (gene il12ba). The transcript is spliced from 9 exons. The record is from RefSeq and is a predicted model, not a curated record. Lineage: Eukaryota; Metazoa; Chordata; Actinopteri; Siluriformes; Bagridae. Gene Ontology annotation, molecular function: protein binding. Bases 170 to 1243 code for a protein of 357 amino acids.
UUCUGAACAACCUUGCUGUCACAUUAGUUCCCUUAACCUACUUGCCCUGGACUUUUUCAAGUGGGGAAAUUCUGCAUUUGUGACAUUUAUGUCUAUAAAAGAUUUGGCCUGUACUAAACAAUGAAGGAAAGUAGAUGCCUGGCUGUGUAUUUUGUAGCUUUGUGAAGAGAUGAUUUUUCUUUUGAUUGGAGUCCUGGCUGUUCUUCCACAUGCUGCUGUAGGAUCCAUCAAAGUGGCAGAAAGUUAUUGGACUCUUAAAGCAAAUGAAUUGGUGGUAGAUGAAGAUAUGGAUAAAUAUGGAACUAAGGUGCUGGUUCCACUAGUGUGUGGUGAGGCUUUUGAGGGACAGAAGAUCAUAUGGAAGCGAGAGGGCAGAGAGGAGCUCCCAUUUCAGGGAAACAGAGUUUUUGUGAUGGUGGAGGAGAGACAGGGAGGCACCUACACCUGUUACAGCACAGAAGGCAACUACCUAAACCACACUCUUGUAUUAGUGCAGUGGAGAUACAGGAAGAUAAUUAAAGGCACACCCGAGAGAGGUUAUGUCCACUGUUCAACAAACAACUACAGUGGCUUCUUUCAGUGCUUCUGGACCUGGGAUGAAUCAAGAUCUGGAAAAGUUGCAUUAAUUAAAAUAACACGCUCUCACACUGCAGGAAACACUAGCUGCAAUCUGGAUUCUAAUGCAGGCAGCAUCACAUGCCAAGAUCAUGCAUUCUGUCCCUAUGCUGAGGAGAUAGAUCACAUCAAUUUGACCAUUUAUUUCCGAAGCAACUAUGUCAUUGAGACCUAUUAUCUGCAGUUUCGAAUCUCAGAUAUAGUGAGGCCAGACAUGGUUCGUUUCAAAAUGAAGAGCAAUAUUCUGGAGCUUCAAUACCCAAAGAGCUGGAGCACACCUUUUUCCUACUUUCCCCUUAGAUUUCAGGUGAAAGAGAUCCGAUGCCAGAAGAAAAGGAUUUGUGACUGCUCAAACCAAAGAUCAUCAAAUGUUGACCUGACACAAGAGCAGCAGUGGCCACUAAAAAAGGGCGUGACAGUUUGUGUAAGAGCACAGGAUGGCCUGGCUAACUCCUCUUGGGGAGAAUGGAACCAGUUCAAAAAAGAGAAACACAAAAGAAAAAAGAAAAAAUGGCAUAAAGAAAGCAAAAGUAAAAUGAAUGAUGGCAGAAGACAGCUCAAGAAAUGCACUGCCACAAAUCUUGCUGUAACAUGGAGAAAUGGAUGGGGCCAUGCUACAGAACUCUAAUCUCUGACAAAAGAAGCAUCUAUUAAUAAAUAAAUAUAUUUAUUAUAGUAAAUAUAAUAAUAUAAUACCAUGCAAAUGUAAGAAAUGCAUUCUGAAAUAAGGUUGUUUCACAGAACAGAAACCACAAAUUACUACAGAUGUUGACUGCUUAGUGGUUGUUGUGAUCAAAGCUUAUUGUUGGUAAUGGUUUUGUUGAGUACAUUUAAUGAAUUGUACAACUAAAUAUUAAAGGCCUCAGCUCUGAAAAUCUCUUUUUGAAAACCUAUUGUGAUCUUAGCACAAUAUUAAAAGAAUAUUUACUGUUACACUCUAAGUUUUUUUCUAUUAAAUGUUAUAAUUUUUAACGUGCAUAAAUAGAAAGCAUGCUUAACAAUAGAAUAACAUAUCUCCCUAUAUUAAUAGAAGUUAACAAACAUAAACCUACAUUAGUAUAUACUGUAGUCAUGCUAAUGGCACUUUGUAUCAGUGUUCUUGUUAUGUCUUGGUAAUAGUAAUGUUUUUGUCCAUGUCUUUUUAUCUAGUCUGUAUUUCUAUUUUCCAUUUGCCUGUUAUGUCCUGUUCGUCUAUCGGAUCAUGGAAACAU